Messenger RNA from Cordyceps militaris CM01, 1083 nucleotides. RefSeq lists its product as uncharacterized. The transcript is spliced from 2 exons. The record is from RefSeq and is a predicted model, not a curated record. NCBI's taxonomy places the organism in Eukaryota, Fungi, Ascomycota, Sordariomycetes, Hypocreales, Cordycipitaceae. Bases 1 to 1083 code for a protein of 360 amino acids.
AUGUUUCCCCGUUUUCAGCAACUGCCACCGUACAUUCGGCACCAGAUAUGGCGGGAAGCGGCGCUGCUGGAAUGCAGGAGCUUGUGCUUUGUUCCGCCGAAGGACUUGGCUGGAUAUGAAUGCACCGACGUGUCUGAAAGCUCAGUCAAGGAGGAAGACAUCGACAUGGAUGACGGCUCUUGGCGUGAUACUCCGGCUUCGACAUAUGAUACUCCGGCUUCGACAUAUGAUACUCCGGCUUCGACAUAUGAUACUCCGGCUUCGAGAUAUGAUACUCCGGCUUCGAGAUAUAAUCCCGCUGUACUCCAUGGCCGUCCCGGUCCCAGGCCCACCGCGUCCUUUGAGAUGAGCAUUUACGACACAUACAUGUUGAGAGAAGCAUGCCCCGAGUCCAGCUACGUUGUCAAAAGUCUCGCGGAGAGCGACGGCCUUCCGAGCUGGUUCGAUUUCGAUCGCGAUACCGUCCGGAUCAAGCACGACGACUUGAGGGAUAUGUUCCACCAACACUAUCACGAAGAGUUCAACAACAUACAGCAUCUGAUCAUUACUUUCUCAAAGCAGCAAUGGGAGAGCACAGAGAUGGAUAACUUCGUACAAUUUGUACAAACGGAGAGUUCUGAAGAUUUUCCAUAUACCGAUAUUCUCCAGGCCCUGCCUCGCAAGCUCAAGAACGUCACCUUUGAAGUCGCGGUUACCGAGGGCGACGAAUAUGUGCGCGGGAAACCGUCCACAUGGAUGGCGAUGUUCAGCACAUGGUAUAGGGCACGGCUUCAUAUGAUCGACGACAGAAUGCGCCUCCGCAUCGUCCGUCGCAAGACAGGCCCGAAUGGAGUCUGGCCGGCCGAAGUUUCGUUCGUGAACGAACGCUUCGUUGACGAGGAGACGGUAGCGAGAGAAGCAGCCCAAAAGAGGGCGCUCAUGGAACAGGAAUUAGGGGAACUGUUUACGGCUCUUGGGGAACUGGACCUGGCGGAGAUGCUCAGGCUGGAGCCGGUGUCUGCUGCUGGCCGGCAAGUCGAAACCCAUCAGGAGUUUAACACUGGAAAACUUCGCGCGUCUGAUUCCAAGUACGAAGGGCGAUAA